AUGACUACUCGAGGAGCGGUUGCCGCCCACCUUCUCCUAUGUGUCUUUGCUUGGAACCUACCUUUACUAGGUGCUGAUGAUCUUUGUCCUGAAGGCCAGUUUUCCUGUAGAGACUUCAACAAUACCUGCUGGGACCUUUUAUAUUGGUGUGACGACUACAGGGACUGUGACAAUGGAUAUGACGAGAAUGAAUUUCUGUGUAGUGCUGAUGAUCUUUGUCCCGAAGGCCAGUUUUCCUGUAAAGACGUUGACAAUACCUGCCUGGACCAACACUUGUGGUGUGACGAGACCAAGGACUGUGACAACGGAUAUGACGAGAAUGAAUUACACUGUAGUGACCACGGACCAGGAAGUAUCAUUGACUCUCGCGAAGAAUUCGAUCCCUUUUUUGAAUUUGGCAAGGAGCUGCAAUCCUACCCGGACUGGUGCGAGUUGCCGGAUGUCCCAGAAAUGUGCACGUGUUCGGAUUCAUCAAAUGUCAGCUGUGCAGGACAGAACCUGACGGCAGUUCCAGACGAUAUUUCGUACAACGCUACCAGACUAUAUUUGCAAGACAACAAUAUCAAACGUCUACCAGACUUCACUUUCAUCAAGUUCACGAUGCUGAUCUAUCUAAAUCUCGGGAGGAACGGACUGGCGGUUCUAGAGCCUGACGCGUUCUCAGGCUUAUUCAACCUGACAAAACUGUCGCUUAUUGAAAACCGUAUCGUGGAAUUGCAAGCCGGGCCUAUAUGUGAAGACCUUCCUUCUCUAGGUAUUCUCCUUCUCCAGGGAAACCGGAUAGAGAUUCUUCGACGAAACGCCUUUGUCGGGUGUGAGCAUCUAGGAAUGCUGGAAAUUGAUUACAACAGCAUUUCCGUGCUGGAGAAAGGAGUUUUCGACCAAAUGUUCAGCCUUAAGGAUUUGUCGCUUGCUGGGAACAAGAUCAGUCAUCUUCCAAGUGAUUUUUUCAGAAGUCUCCAACAUCUAAAUAGCUUAAACCUUUCCUUCAACCCUUUCUCGGAAUUCAAAGAAGGACUGUUUGAUGGACUCGGUAACUUGACAUCACUGGACCUUAAAGGAAUAACGAUCAAGAACAUCAACCGUCGGAUGUUUAAAGAUCUUACAUCGCUGGAUCACAUUUACUUCAGCAAAUUCCGCUACUGCUUUUUGGCACCACAUGUGCGGAACUGUGAGCCGAAAACUGACGGUUUGUCGUCGUUUGAAGACCUCCUGGCUAAUGUGGUACUGCGCAUGAGUGUCUGGGUCAUUGCCAUAGUGACAUGCCUGGGAAAUACAGCCGUCAUGAUUGGUCGAACGGUAAUGAAGCAGGAGAAUAAGGUCCAUUCACUCUUCAUCAAGAACCUCUGUGCGUCUGAUUUCAUCAUGGGUGUCUACCUGCUUGUCAUCGCUACUAAGGACAUGAUGUUCCGCGGCGAGUACCACAGACACACCCACGCCUGGACCAACAGCCUGGGCUGUCAGAUCACCGGCUUCCUGGCCAUGCUGUCCGCAGAAGUCUCCGUCCUGCUGCUCACCUACAUGUCUGUGGAGAGAUUCCUCUGCGUCGUGUUCCCGUACCGCGACAACCGGCCUAACAUCCGCCAGGCCGCCGUCGCCAUCUGCCUCAUCUGGUUCUUCGGACUGCUGCUGUCCGCGGUGCCCCUCUUCGUCCCGUAUUACUUCGAUCACUUCUACGGCAGCAACGGCGUGUGUUUCCCGCUGCACCUGCACGAGCCGCACAUGACCGGCUGGGAGUACAGCGCCUUCGUCUUCCUCGGAGUCAACUUCAUCUCCGUGCUGGUGAUCGCGGCUGCCUACGUGGGUAUGUUUAUAUCCAUCCAGCGCACGCGGCAGCAGAUCGCCACGCACCUCACCCUCUUCACCGACAUGUCCUUCGCCAAGCGGUUCUUCUUCAUCGUACUGACGGACUCGCUAGUCUGGCUGCCCAUCACCGUCAUCAAGUUCAUAGCUCUGGCCGGAAUCCCAAUAUCAGGGUCCAUGUACGCGUGGAUUGUGAUCUUCGUGCUGCCCAUCAACAGCGCCAUCAACCCGAUCCUGUACUCCCUCACCACCAGGACCUUCACCACCCUGCUGGAGAACAUCGUGAAGGGAAGCCCGCUGAGUCUGCGGUCACGACCUGAUUACGAGAAGGCCCCCGAUGCUGGGACAACUACUGGAAACACCUAUUCAACAGCCCUGUCCUCCUCCUAUCCACUCCGACCGCUCAGAAACUACCGAGGCAUGCACGUAAGCCGCUCAACUGAGUUCGAGGUGUCAGUAACGACAUCCAGCUGCCAACAGAACAGCACCAACGGGAUCGGGCGCGACCCGUCCAUCCCCUCCGUACUGGGCAUGCGGCUGCUCAAGCCCAACCUGGACGACGUGCCGGAGCUGCCGUCCACCGUCAGCCAGGCAGAGUCCAACCCAGACGGGAAAGACGACGACAGCGAGUCGUCAAACGACGAAAACGUCACAGUGGUCCAAGAGAACGAGAAAACCAAGAUGCAAGACGGUGUGGAGAUCCAACAUGACGUUGACAUUGCCUGUGAGCAAAUACGGUACGACGCUGCUGAAGAAGGCAACUCUGCCGGUUCGGGAACCUCUGCUCCAGAGGACGAAGCUUACGGGAACGACGACGGAGCCACUCCCCAAGAUAACAACACCGGAAACACACUUGAUAUCAUUGUUACAGAAGCUGAGGUCAGUGCAGAAACGUCUGGCUACGACACGGAAACAAAUAAUGCGAUAGCCUGAGAGAGUAGAUUUCACAAAGUAUCAAUAAUGUCAUUUGUAUAUUGGUGUCAUGUUUGGUGUAGUGGUGCCUUUGUGCUGAUAGCGUGUACAAGACGAGUAAAAAAUAACGGUGUCAAUAAUCUGUGGGUAGCAAAAUGCAACCAUGUACAACAAAGUACAGCUCGUCAUUGUAGGCUGUGGCAUUCAAAUAUACUGGUGUAUGUAGAUUACUCUUGGUGAAUACGAAGAUGUUGUCCACGAGUGCUGAAAUGUAUUGAUCAAAUCAAACUGUGUAUGUGCGUGGUCGUUUGU
Molecule: messenger RNA, 3027 nt
Organism: Branchiostoma belcheri (Belcher's lancelet)
Lineage: Eukaryota; Metazoa; Chordata; Leptocardii; Amphioxiformes; Branchiostomatidae
Product: relaxin receptor 1-like
Exons: 18
Coding region: 1-2736 (911 amino acids)
Biological process (GO): G protein-coupled receptor signaling pathway
Cellular component (GO): membrane
Molecular function (GO): G protein-coupled receptor activity; protein binding
Source: RefSeq, a predicted model, not a curated record